AUGACCAACAAUACCAACCAGGCCGAUGUCUUCAAUUCCGCAACCUCCAGAAGAACCGCAAGUUUGAAUCCCUUAUCCACUGUUCGCCCACGUAAUCGACGCUUGAUCUCCCUAGUUGAUGAUGAUAACGACGACAAUGUCUCUGGAACAACCGCCACAGACCAUCCAAGCACAGCUACUGGGCUAAGAGCUGAUAAUGUCUCCUCUAAUUCGUUUUUAACGCCCACUGCCUCCCGAUCUCAGGCUAGCACCCCAUCUCCAUCCGCAAGCAGAGGUCCAUCCAGUACACAAUCAAGCUCGUCGAAUAGGGUCCAGCCGUCAAGUAGUACGAAGUUGGGAAAUGGAUGGACAGACACACGACUGAAUAAAUCGACAGGCCAGUUUGCAGCAGAGUUUUGGGAAUCGUCGUGGUCAUCACUGCAGGGGCUGGCGUCGAUCGUGUUGGGGAAUGGGGAUGUCUUGGGGAAGGUGAAACCGUCCACGUCGACAUCAGGCAGAUACCAACAUGGGCGGAAGCCGUCGAAACCGGAUUUUGUUCCAAAUUCGAAAAGUGGCCCUUCGUCAUGGGGCCCGACAAAUUUCCUUAAUAAACAGUUAGGAUCAGGGUCGAAGGAAGAACGGCAGUCGAUGAUACAGGCGCUGAAAAGACAAUCCCUUCUCCAAGCUAAUGGGGAUGCCACGCCGGAUAGUUGGGGAAAUUACAAACGAAGGGAUUCUGGGGAUGCACUCCGGGGCGCUUCCGCCCCACCUCCAGAACUGGAGGACGCAGAUACUUUGGUAUAUGUGCACCAUGUCCAGAAGAACGACAGCAUCACUGGAGUCUCCAUCAGGUAUGGCUGUCAGCCAACUGUUAUGAGGAAAGCCAAUGGAUUCUGGCCUAGUGAUACUAUACAAGCUAGGAAGACUGUUCUUCUUCCAGCUAAAGCCUGCACGCUCAAAGGCCGUCGACUUCCUGAGAAGGAAGAGAAUGUUAAUCUCUUGGAGAAUCUUGAUAAUACGAAUGACCCAUUUAUGGAUUAUAGUUCAUUGGAUCCAGGCUCCACGCCUUUCCCUACAUUUGGAUACGGAGAGUCUUAUUUACGAGGUAUUUGUGCCGCAUCAGCAGUAUCGUCGAUAUCAGGCAAGUCAUCGAAGCAGGCACUGCAAUGGAAACACGAAUGCUGGGUGCAGGUCGACGGAUUUCCAGAUGCUAUUGAAGUCGGCCGCGUACCCCGGAAAGCUUUAGGGUUUUUCCUUCCACGAGUAAGGCGAAAAUCUCUAGACCAGCCUUAUUCCGACUUAGAAGAUAAUUCCCGUUCUCCCUCUCAAGAUCAAUCACUCGAUACAAGUACGGGAAGACCCCCAUUCCUUUGCACAUCAAACUCCAGCACCCGCGACCACUCCGUAUCCAGCUCAAAACGCCUCUCAGCCCCACGCAUCCACGGGCAACGCAGCAGCUUCACCCUCACCGGCCCUGGUGGCGUAGGAACACUAGGCCGUAAUGCAAAAGCCCCCGGCCCCGCCGAAGAUAAACUCAACCAAUUCAUAAACACGCACCUACCAACCCUAGCCGUGCCCCCACCGCCACCGCUUCAAUUCCCCUCAUCGUCCUCUGUUAGCAACUAUGCGCGCCCCUCCAUUGAAUCUACUUCAACCGUCAUCUCCAACUCGUCCACGGGCCUGGAGAAUGUGGGAGGUGCCAUUGAAAGCUGGGUGCGCAAGAUGGCGCGCAGCGCUAAGGCGGGUGUUACGGAGUUGCAGCAUCAGGGUAGCCAUUUGGGUAUUAGCGGGAUGGGCGAUUUGAUUGAGUUGAAUGAUACACCGCCGUAUGGGAAGGGCCCUGCUAGCCGUAGCGGUAGUGCUGGUGCUGGCAUGGCCUCGCCGAUUAGGAGUGGGGACCGCCGUGCCGUUGUUUACCAAAGCCCUUCUCGUGUUUCAACCAGGUCUGAAGAGGCAAUUGGGCCGUUGGAUUUGGCAGAUGGAGGUACCGUGAGGGGUAGAAGAGUGAAGCGAGAAGACUGA
Messenger RNA from Paracoccidioides brasiliensis Pb18, 2001 nucleotides. RefSeq lists its product as uncharacterized. The record is from RefSeq and is a predicted model, not a curated record. The transcript has a single exon. The coding region runs from base 1 to 2001 and encodes 666 amino acids.